AUGAAUACCAAACAGCUGAGUUGUUUGUUGGUGGCAGCCGCAGCGCUUCUGGCGAUCGCACCGAUAGCGAACGCCCGAUUCUACGGUGGUUACGGGAGAGGCGGAUAUGGCGGUUACGGAUAUGGAGGCCUCGGAGGCCUCGGGGGCUGGGGCGGCAUUGGAGGCAUAGGCGGCAUCGGAGGCGGAUAUUAUGACGGAAUUGGCGGAUGGGGAGGCAUCGGAGGCGGAUGGGGAGGCAUCGGAGGCGGAUCGGGAGGCAUCGGAGGCGGAUGGGGAGGCAUCGGAGGCGGAUUGGGAGGCCAAGGCGGAUGGGGAGGCCUCGGAGGAUGGGGCGGGGGAUGGGGAGGGAAAGGCGGAUAUGGCAAAUAUUAA
Dreissena polymorpha is the source of this 372-nucleotide messenger RNA. RefSeq lists its product as uncharacterized. The transcript has a single exon. The coding region runs from base 1 to 372 and encodes 123 amino acids. NCBI's taxonomy places the organism in Eukaryota, Metazoa, Mollusca, Bivalvia, Myida, Dreissenidae. The record is from RefSeq and is a predicted model, not a curated record.